Molecule: messenger RNA, 1131 nt
Organism: Melitaea cinxia (Glanville fritillary)
Lineage: Eukaryota; Metazoa; Arthropoda; Insecta; Lepidoptera; Nymphalidae
Exons: 1
Coding region: 1-1131 (376 amino acids)
Source: RefSeq, a predicted model, not a curated record
AUGAUUGACAUUACUUCAGACCUUUUAAAUUGUAACUGUUUUUGUAAAAGCCAUGAUCACAGGCGUAUUCUGAACGGUUUUUACUCGGACAUUGUGUCUGCUUUGAGAGAUGCGGCGUUGGUGAGUCGUGGGAGUAAGAGACGGUUCGGUGGUGGCUCGCGCGUGGUGGGAUGGAACAAGCACGUCAGCGACGCUCACCGGGUGGCCAGGACUAGUUUCACGAAAUGGGUGCUCUAUGGUAAACCUAAAUCUGGUCUUAUUUAUCACGAGAUGGUUGAAAGUAGAAGAAAGUUUAAAUCACAAUUAAAAUGGUGCCAAGAUCACCAGGAGCAAUUAAGAAUGGAUAUUCUUGUUAAGAAACACUGUAAUGGUGAUUUUCGUGGAUUCUGGCGCGAGACAAGUAAAACGAAUUUACGGCCUGGCCUACCGGUGAGCGUUGAUGGCUCAAGCGCGCCCAAGGACAUAGCUAACAUCUUUAGGGCAAAUUUUUGUGUUAAGUCACAUGUGGGUCCUAUGAUGGAGGUGCACAAUGCUGACAUGAACGAGAAAGGUGAUAGGAUCUCAUUCCUUCCCGAAGAUAUAUAUAAAGUUAUACGACAAAUGGACAGAGGUAAGUCUCCAGGCCACGAUGGACUCAGCAUUGAGCAUCUCCAGCACGCUGGACCUCUUAUUUUUAAGCUAUUGGCUCUGUUUUAUUCACUCUGCGUGGGUCAUUCCUACCUGCCGGAUGAUCUCAUGAAAAGGGUAGUAGUUCGUGUCGUGAAAAAUAAAACUGGUAACCUUGCUGACAAACAUAACUACAGGCCUAUAUCGCUUGCCACUAUCAUGGCCAAGGUGUUUGACGGAUUGCUUAACGCGCAGUUGAGAAAACACAUAAAGCUGCACGAUAAUCAAUUCGGUUUUCGCCCUCACCUGUCUACAGAGAGUGCUAUACUGUGCCUUAAGCACACCGUCAAAUACUACACAAGUCGCAAGACACCUGUGUACGCGUGCUUCCUCGAUUUGUCUAAAGCUUUUGACCUGGUGGUAUAUGAUUUACUUUGGAAGAAACUCGAGCGAGUUGGGUUACCGCAGGGAAUUAUAAAUAUAUUUCGAUAUUGGUACGCGAACCAGACCAAUAGCGUUCGAUAG